AAAUUUCGUUCGUUUUCAUUCUGGGAUAUAGGUGUCAGAUGGAAACAUUACUAAAUAAACUACCAGCGAUUCAAUAGAUUACUUAAUUCUACGCUCGAUCGAUGGAUAGGGAUAAUAAAUAUCGUAAGGAGCUUCGUGAACAUUUCUAUGGGUCGAAAUAUCCAUCGCCACUAAAAGAGAACAACAAGCAUGGCCAAUUUGGUCAUAGGGAGGUCGAUGGUCGUUUGCAUGUGGAGAGGACAAGUCCAACCGAAACCAUACCGCAGACUUGCAAAAGAACAAUUCCAGUGGAAAAGCAUCAGGCAAAACCUGAAAACCAUUUUGAUCAUUUAAGAUAUCAACGUCAAGAUCAUCACUGCGCUAUUAAUUGUGGUCACCGAAUUUUAGGUGUUCAAGAUCCCCUAUCCAAUAAAUAUUGCCAUGGUUACUGUCAGCAGUUAAAUUAUAAUAAGCAGAGUCCUCGCCAGCUGACAAACUCGAGGGUUGUGAAGGAACCUAACAAACAAUCUCCGCAGGCACCUGAUUUUCAAAUCCCUUUCAAUGAGCAGGGCGGAGGUGAUAGCUUUUUUUACAAAAACCCGACUUUUAAAGCGCCUCCAUCUAGUGGAAGUGAUCACGGAAGCGGCGAGGGAGGAGAGAAGAAAGUCAAAGCUCGAUGUAUCCAUGUACCUCAUAAGAAAGAGCCCUAUAACUACCUUGAAGCAGUCAAGGCUCAGUGUGAGGCUGUAGGAAAUCGAUUCAAGCAACAGUAUCCGCUUUCUGGCAACGAUCUAUCCUCCAGAGAUUCGAAAUCGAAAGCCUUCCAAACAACCGUGAUUAGUUCUAAGAGUGGUGACGAUCUCAGAGCAGCAGUUCGAUCGCAAAUUGAACUCCAAGAGGCUUUGGAUGAAUUUGAUGUAGAAGUAAAGGUUAAAAAGGAGCAGAUUUUAUCUGGUGGAAAAAAUAAGCCGAAAAAGAGCCUAGAUUCUAAACCAAAUUCUCAUCCUGAAGAAGAAGACGCAAUUCCCGCAGAACCCCUAUCAACUAGAACGACUUCUGAGGACCUGGAUAUUAUGGAAGUCGUUGACCUUGGUAUCAGUGCUGAUGAUAUCGUUUCCACCAAAGUAAUUCAGCCUAUUGUAAGGAAAAUUCAGCGCAUGUAUCUGAACACUCUCAAGGAGGAAAUGCAAAUAAUUGAUUAUUUGGGGAAGAUGCCGAAAUUAGUAAGCGAUGUUUACAAGCGGGAGGCGGCUGAAAAGAAGCCAAAAAAGGCAUAGAAAUUGUGCAUAUAUAUAUUUUUUACUUUAUUAAUUGUUUAUACAUUUGUUUGAAAUAAAAACAAUGUUAAUAGGGAA
Drosophila ficusphila is the source of this 1334-nucleotide messenger RNA. RefSeq lists its product as uncharacterized. Lineage: Eukaryota; Metazoa; Arthropoda; Insecta; Diptera; Drosophilidae. The record is from RefSeq and is a predicted model, not a curated record. Bases 102 to 1256 code for a protein of 384 amino acids. The transcript has 3 exons.